Molecule: messenger RNA, 1446 nt
Organism: Spirodela intermedia
Lineage: Eukaryota; Viridiplantae; Streptophyta; Magnoliopsida; Alismatales; Araceae
Source: the annotation of a GenBank genome assembly
AUGGCAUCCCUCCCUCUGGUACUUGAUCUGCCUCCCAUCGCCGAUGGUAGCUCCUCCCUUCAUGCGGAUCCUCUAGUGGCUCUGAUCAAGAAGAAGCUCCCGAAGCCGAACGCAGGCGGCGGCCGGAGCCCUUCUAUCUGCAGGGUUUAUCCCGACAUGAGGAGGGUAGAGCAGGAAGCCUACGAGCCCAAGCUGGUCUCCAUCGGCCCGCUUCAUUACGGCAAGGUAAGACUGCUCCCCAUGGAACAGGUCAAACUGGAGUAUCUGCGCGACCUCCUAAAUCGUCACAACGAGAACAGCCUCGAGAACUAUAUCGCCGUAAUCCGCAGCUGCUUGCCCGCCGCCAUGGCGCAGUACUCGGAGAAUAUCGAGCUCUCUGAUGACGAAUUUGUGGAGAUGCUUGUGGUCGACGGCUGCUUCAUCAUCGAGUACUUGGCCAAGCGUAUCUUCGGCACCACGAGGGAGACUGCCCCCCUCGCCGGCGUCAGAUGGGGAUUCAGUCACCUGCGGAGGGACCUGUUGCUGCUGGAGAACCAGAUCCCGUUCUUUGUUCUAACCGAGCUAUUCAAUAAGACGACGAUCCCCAUCACCGGCAAGCGAAAGGAGCCUCUUGCUCUUAUGGAGUUGGUCCUCCUAUUCCUCAAAAUCGAGAAGCCGCCGAAGGUAAACCUCGAACCGGGCAAGGUGCUCCAUCUUCUACACGUCUAUCACCUCUGCCUGGAUCCAGAAUGCGUGGAGGAGCCCCAUCGGCGCUCAUGCGGCCAGUCGGCGAUGCUCCCACUGAAGAAAUGGAUCGAUCUGAUCUCCAUGCUUUUCUUCGCCUUCCUCUAUCUGAUUUUCAUUUGGCAGUGGCCCCCCUGGUUCGGUGCCACCAAGAAAUCGAAGGCGCCAAGAGAGAUUCCCUGCGCGACGGAGCUUCGCGCGGCGGGGAUCCAAUUCAAGAGGAAGGGAGUCCCCCGAGAAAAUAUCGCCUGCUACAUGAAGGUCUCGUUCAGAGAAGGGAUACUAGAGAUCCCUUUCCUGUCGGUGGACGAGACCACCAGCGCCCGACUGCGGAACCUCAUCGCCCUGGAGCAGUCCUGCACCAUUGUUGGAAAUCACUUCACCAGCUACUGCGUCUUCAUGGACAACAUCAUCAACACCGCCGGCGACGUUGCUAUCCUACGGAGCCGUGGCAUCCUGGAGAGCAAGCUCGGAAGCGACGGCGAGGUCGCCGACCUGUUUAACAAUCUCUGCAAGGGCACCCAUCUCAAGUACGAGAAGCACUACAAUGCCAAAACCUUCGAGCAAGUUGUGGCCUUCUGCGAAUUCGCCCCCCACAAAUGGCGGGCCAUCCUGGUGCACAACUACUUCAGCAACCCUUGGGCUAUUUUCUCCGUAUUCGCUGGCGUUCUCAUCGCUUUGGCUGCAAUCCAAGUGCACUUCACAGUCUUCCCCAGAAAGUAG